AUGUGGCACGCCAGUUUUUGGUGCUUUCUGAUUCUGGUUGCGGAAGCCCAAGAUCCAGAGAAGCUGCUUCCCGACUAUGACUGCAUACGGCCCAGCAGGGAGGCCCCGCUACUUGACUGGGCGGAGUGGUUGCAGGCUCUGCAAAGGCCACGAGGUGAAGGAUGGCUCGCUGUCUCAAGCCUUCCUCUGUCCCUCUUAACUGAUGAGAGCAACCGACAGCGUGCAAUAAAGGAAUGUCCCCUUGGACUCUUGAUGGCGGACAUCCUUCAGAUGCUUGCAUGUUUCGACAAGCUCCAUGCCUGCUCUGACACAUUUGAGCGUUUGGUCCGGGAUGGCAUGGCCUUCUUCGGUCUCCGAGUGCUCAUGGGCACGCGCUGGCCAAUUUACGAGUCUUUGCACUCUGACGUUUGGGAUAGGCUGGCAGAGGAAAGCAGAGGGAAGACAGACUUGGCUUGCGAGGACCCUGAGAAGCGCAUCUUGAACUGGGGUGCAUUUAAGCGACUGUUCACCAUGCAAGACUGGUAUCAGCCGGCCGUGGAUGUCGCAUACGGGCCGGAGUUGGAGAAGAUGUGGAGGGAAGCUGCUUUGGAGUGUCCUCUGGGUUUUGCAACCGCGAAUCUUAUCAAGGCGAUGCUGUGCUCACACACGGAGUCCAUCUGCUUCCGGGCCCACGAGACCAUGUUAGGCGCAGUUCUACAAGACAUCCCACUGCAGCGAGUGGCUGCGAGCGGAUGGCCACUCUUGCAUCUCUUGGGCCAUGUGUCUCGAGUCGUGAGGCGGCACAGAUUUCAACUGGACUUCGCGCCGAACGAGUUACUCUCGAGGCCCGGCCCAACAUCCCCAGGCAAAGACCAAGAGGCGGAUGCCUCGUUGUCGAUGCAAGACCUUCAGGCCCUCCUGCCUAGGCUUCGCGAUUCUGCAGACGACACUGCUGCCAGAUUUGGCUACAAGACUAGCAUACGGCUGCGCCUAAUCUAUGCGACCAUGGCCCAUGGGCCACGUUUCAGUCCGUACGUCAGCCGCUUCAUCGGUCGGGCGACAGCCGUUGGGAUCGGGGCCGAGCUGGUGGUGUUCUGUCUGGACGACGAGGCAUUGGCUGAAUGCCGAAAUGUGAAGGGUAACUGCGUUCGCGGAACGCCUUCGAUACUGAACAAGUUCACCUUGCCUUUGGUGUUGUUGCAACACGACUUUGAUGUCAUGUGGUUGGAUCUGGACGUUUUCCUGUUCCAGUCACCGACGCUGCCUUUAAUCCGGCAACUGCGGGAGAACAGUGAGCUUGAGUUGCUGAUCUCCGGCUCGUUUGCUGUGGAUUGCAUUUGUAGUGGUAUUGUUCUGUUCCGUGCAGUGGAGUCCGUACGAUCCUGGUUAGCACUUCUGCUGGUCUGGAUGUACGAGCAUCCUUAUGAGCAUGACCAGAAAGCUUUCAGUGCCUUUUUGCGCGCUGGGGAGAGAGUGGCGUUCGAAAGCGAGUUGCCUGUUGCCCCAGAGCGAGUGCCCAAAUGGGACUUCCUCGACCCGGAGACAGAGUUUGUCUCCGCUCGACACGUGGACGUCGCUGGCUGGACAGGCGAUGCAGACAAGAUCAUUGCUUUCCACCUUCUCCAUGGAGACAGCGAUGAUGCGGAUGCUAGUCGACAGUUUGCAGCUCGGCACGGCCUCGGCAUAGGCUAUGAGCCUCUGCUGGAUCUUUUUUUCAAUCGCACCGACUUUCCGGAGUUGUACAAGACGCCAGUUCUGCCGCAUCGCUUAUCGUCUGAGCUGCGAGAUGCGCUCUGGAGGUCGAGGUGGCCGACUCCCAGGCCAAAGUCGCCUGCAAGGUGCAACGAGACUGUUCCCAUGAGAUUCUGA
This is a messenger RNA of Symbiodinium sp. CCMP2456, 1848 nucleotides long. NCBI's taxonomy places the organism in Eukaryota, Dinophyceae, Suessiales, Symbiodiniaceae. The record is from the annotation of a GenBank genome assembly.